GGACGGAGCGACCCGCAAAUACGCUACGUAAGCCGCGACGAUAACAAAUGACUAUCGCCUGGGCCUCCGCAGUGGCGUUGUUCCACCACCGAGGGCUGCCGCCGGCAGGCUAGUGACCACCGCUACACCAUGAGCGUCGCAGGGCCGACCGCUGCGGACAGGGCUUCGCUGAAGAGCGUGGGCCCGAAGCUGGUGCCGUUCUUCAAGACGGUGGCCAUCUACUUCGUGCUGUUCAUCCCGGUGGAGCGGCCGUCGUGGGCGGCCACGCUCGUCAAGUGCCUGCCCAUCGUCUGCCUCAUCGGCUUCGUCCUGCUGCACGGCAUCAGCCUCGGCGAUGAGUACACGUUCUCCCGACGCAUCCUGACGGGGCUGGCGUUUUCCUGCCUGGGAGACGCGUUGCUGGUGUGGCCUCACUACUUCCUGCACGGCAUGGCAGCCUUCGGCGUGGCGCAGCUCAUGUACACUGCCGCGUUCGGCUUCAAGCCGCUCAACGUCCAGCUGGGCGCUGCUCUUUACGCCCUGUGCGCAACGGCUGUAGUAAUUUUGAUGCCUGGUCUGAGUGGUGUCUUGAUGAUUGGAGUUCCCAUCUACAGCAUUCUGUUGGUUACAAUGGCAUGGAGAGCUAUUGCUAGAGUACAGUUCUUUGAGGAGCUUUGGACUUGGACAAAAUUAUGCUCAUGUGCUGGGGGCAUUGUAUUUGCUAUUUCUGAUGCACUGAUUGGAUUCCAUCACUUUCACCAUCCAAUUCCACAUUCUCAGGCCUUGAUAAUGAUUACGUAUUAUGCAGCUCAGCUGGGAAUAGCUCUCAGCGUUGUAGAUUCGAAGGACAGUUAUGAUAAAACUAAGACUAUUACUUCAAGUGAACCAGCAAAUACAAAAAUCAGGAUAGCAAUUCCACAGAGCUCAUCAUCUCACUGAUAGUAGGUAGUGGACUAACUGGUGGAGCAAUGUGAAACUCUGCAGAUGCUGAGCUUCAACAGCAGAUUACAAUACCCAUGGUUAAUUACUUGAAGAGAUCUGUCUGAAGAUUCCUUUUUAAAUGUGGUGUUUACACAUCUUGAAAGGAAAAACUGAAGAAAUUUCAUUGUAACCAGUUUAUUUAUUUACUCUUAGAGAGUGUUUAAUGUCUUUCUUUAGUAAAUGGUGUUGUUAAUUAUACACACAUUUUUAAGUAAUUUUAUAAUUGUAUAAGGCAUUUGAAUCAUGUAAAAUGUAAUUCAUGUUUUUACGGUAUGGUAGAGUAGUAUUAGGAAAAUUCAUGAGAAAAUUCAUAAAAAAGUGGCAUCAAAGGUGCAGUUGCCUUAAAUAAACAACAUAUUGCACAAUGAAUAAUUGUUGUGCAAAAAGUAAAAAAUGAAGACUGUGGUACAAUUUAAAUUUGUCUUAUUUAAAAAAUGAGAGGUACUAGAUAAUUAAUGGAACUGAACUGAAAAACAAUGUGGAAAUUACAAAUAAGUCAUGUUACUGGUGUCCAUGUCUUUAGAACAUGAUAUUUUAUUAUGAAGUACUGUGCUUGCAAGUAAUAAUACCCAAACUAGCUUCGUUACUGCACUUUCUCUUUGUUUUUCAUACUGCGUCCACAACUGUACUUAAUUUUUUUGAUUUUGGAAGCACAUUUUUGUGCAUUGUAUCAUGCUCUCAUGGAAAACUGGCACAAUCCAACAGAUCAAAGAGUAUGAACUAAUUUCUAAAUUGGUUUUGUACUCCAUAAUGCAAUACAGGUUUAUAUAUGUGGUGUCUGUCCUUUUGGUCAUGUCCAAAAGAGGAGGCACCAGUUUGAUCCUGCAGCCACUAUGAAUGAAGAGACAAAGAAAUUAGAUAUGAUUUAUAUGAAUGAGGCAAACUGUAAAUUUAUGCCACACUGGGAUUCAAACCUAUUUCUCCUGAUUUCCAAGAAGAUGCGCUGACCACUACGCCAUCUGGACACAGUGGUUAUCACAGCUGCAUGAGCUACUGUAGCAUGCAUUCUGUGAGACCCAAAUUCUCAAGGAUCAAUAGUGUGUGGUGUAAGUUGAGAAUUUGGGUGUGAUGGGAGGCAUGAUAGGAUAUUCCAUGCAGUUACGGUAGCCACUGUGUCCGGAUGACAUAGUGGUCAUCACAUCUGCUUAGUAAGCAGGAGACCCGAAUUUGAAUCUCCGUGUGGCACAAAUGUUCAACUUGCCCCACUGAUGUAAUUUCAUGCCAGUGGGAGCUAAUGUCUUUAAUUCUUUUGUGUCUCAAUACAGGUUUAUUAGAAAACUGUCUUCUCUUAUCAGGCUGUGCUAGAGAUAACCAGUACGGUAAUGAAUCCUUCCAGUGAAAAUUCACACAGUUUUAAAAUCUUUUGUGCAUUUUUUCUGUUUUUGUUUUAUCUCAUUGGUGUGAUAGUAAAUAGUAAAAAAUGGUUACUCACACUUUUAGUAUGACAAGCAGUAGGAAAAGUUAAUGAAUGCGAACAGAUGUGCAAGUCACUGUAUUAAAAAAUAAUCGAUUUAAUUUGAAGAAAAUAAUCAUAGAGUUAGAAGUGACAAUUUCUUGAAUAUCAUAAAACUAAUUUUACAAUGAGAUGCAUAGUUUAUUAUCCCAGUUUUGAGAUUAUCUGCUUUAAAUUACUUGACAGACAUUUUUUGUAAGCAAAAUGAAGUUUUUGUGUUUUUAAUUUUUGUUUUAUAUUGGCAGAUAUACCAAAGAAUGCAGUUACAUUGAAAGUUCUGCUUUUUUUACAUGUUUCAUAAUGAUGUGUACUUCAUUUUCUUCCAAAAAUUUUCAAGUUUGUUGACUUCUACAUUCCAUAUGAUGAUGUGAAUUUGUUAACUUUUGCAUUCUAUAAGGUGAAGUGCAAAAAUGUAAUGUGGGUGAGAUUAAGUCAAUAUGUAAGACAUCUUCCGGCAGAGACAAAUAACAAAUCACGUUUUAGACUAAAAUACACAAGUAAAGUCAUUUUCAUGUGUGUGUUACAACUGUACUCAAUAAUUGUUGUUAUACAGCACAGUUACUUCAGACUUUUACAUUAUUUACUUUUGAUAGGACCUGAACAACUCAGUAUCAAACACAUUACAGAGCUUCUUGAAGUGCUUGAACCCACUUAGAAUGUACAGUUUAAAAAAAAGUCUCAUUUACAUGAAAUAAAAAGCAUAUCAAAUGUAUGUGAUACAAUAUUAGACUGUGUAAAAUUAGAAUUUUGAUAUUUUAUUCAUCUGAGUACUAUGUAACAAAUUUUUAAAUGCUCGUGUGCAAUCAUCACAUGAAGAAAUGAAAUAGUAGGCAUAUACAUAUAAUCUGUACUAUGUAACUCACGAUUAUUUUUUUUACUUGCUUGUGUAUUAUGUUUAAAGUUACCUAUGGUAUGUAACUUUAGAGUUGGCUUUAAUACUUUGCAUACAUUGAUAUUCCCAGUGUAUUACCAUGCAGAGAAAAUAAAUAGUUAAAUUUGUGAAGUGCAGUCACCAUUGGUGGAAAGAAGGGGCAGGGGGAAUGAAUAAAUCAACACAAAAUAAUUUUGUUGUAAAAACAUUGUGAUUUCGUAAAUGUAGUGUUCACUGAUAACUCUGUAAUAUUCGUGCGCUAUAAAUAGUAUCGUUGUCAUUUUAUAAUAUUUAAUGUAAUAUUGUUGGAAACAUGUUUAGACACUGAGUUUCAUCCCAAGCAAGCAAGACAAUAGCUAUGGAUGUACCAAAGAAACUCUCAUGGAAUUCAUCUGUGGAAAUAUUAGAAAAAUGUAGACAAGAAUGAGCACAUUGAGAUAUAUUUCAUAACAACUGUAGUGUUCCUUGGUUAAAAUUUUAAACUCACUAUAUUAAAAAAGUUUAAUGAUAUAUUAGAUGCUCUACAUAAAUGUACUUAGGCAGAUUAUAAAACGAAGUUGAUGAUAAAAUAGGCGAAUAUCAGGCAGGUUUCCACAAAGGAAGCUAUUUUUUCAAGCAAAUUUUCUACCACAACUAAUAAAUCACAUAAAAUGAUGCCAGAACAAGACUACGCCCAUGGAAUUAUUUUCAGUGAAUUUCAAAAAGCAUACAAUUCUAUCAGCAUCUCCUGUGUGUUCCAGUCAAAAAAAUUUUGAAAAAAGAUACUCAUUUCAGAAUUUUAAAUACCUCCAAUAAGUAAUUCAAAUGAAAGGAACUGACUAAAAAUGCAGAUAAUACCAGAACCAGAAAGCUUCACAUUACAUAUUAACUUUGCAAGGACACUUGUGCAGGUUUCAAGAAAAAUUGAAUAUAGUAAAUGCCAAGAAACUUUCACACUGGAAAUGAGAUAACAGAGUGAAAGGAAGAGGGAAAAAAUAUCAGAAAGAAAGAUGAAUGAAUACCAAUUCUUCCAAUAAGUCAUUUACAAUUAUUAUUUUACGUAGUCCAGUUCUUGUCUUAAUCAAAUCAAGAAGACAUGAAAUAUCCCUAGUUGUCAAAUUUACUUGGCAGAUAUAUAGACAGAUUGAAUUGAAGACUCUUGUGCUCAUUGUUUUAUUCUGUCAUUCUCAUUCUUAAUUUCAUUCUUCCUGCUCUCUGAUGAACUUCACGUGUUCUCCUUUGGGUUACUCUUUAUAUCUGAAAGUAAGCAAGCCAUUAUAAGGUGUGAGUAAACGUGGUCAUAAGGUGUUUGGUCAGAGCAGUUAAUUUUCACUUUUCUAAUAUUAUGUAGCUCUGCUGAAGGUUGUUAUUUUUUCCACUGGAAUGAAGAAAUUUAUUGCCUUUUCUUCUUCUUUUUAACAUAUAAUAUCAUCAUAUUUUACAUUGAACAGAUGAUAGAACAUUUCCAGAAAUAUAUUGGAAACUUUUAUCUUUGGUGGUGAACCUAUCCAUCAUUUUGUUUCUGCAGAUUGUAAGUUAAAUUUUGUGAAGACAUAAUUCCAGCUAUCCAGCUUUUCUGAUACUGAAUUUCUUGUUUGUUCCUUUACUGCAAACUCUUCCUGAACUUGAGAACUAGGCAGUCUAAUGGAUAGCAUUCUUUGAGCCAUUACUGUGACAGGCAAUAGAGAAAACAAGACACUCUUUCUUUUUGUUAAUUUGUAUCCAUUUAUACACAACUGCAGAAUGUAUGAAAAAAUAUUUUUUACUUUGUCAGUUUAAUUUUUUCCAGGCCAUGAUAUUUGGAAAACCAUCUAAACACUCUUAAGUGUAUAAAUAUACCAUUGUUAGGUUCUUCACAUGUAUACAUUGUUACCAUAUCAAUGUAGUGGAUAUGAGCUGUGCUUGUCAUACAAUUAUGUUGAUUUUUUCUAGUUUAAUUUCUCCUCAGGUGCAGAAUUGGGUUUAAUAAAGCUGACUGCAGUAUAUAAACAUUGUUGCAAUUGUUAACUGUUGGGAGCAGAACGCGUGUUGGCAAAUUGAUACAAAGUAUAAGAAAGAAAGUUGUAAAAAUGUUGAGUUCCUCUUAAAGCUGAAAUAAUAGAUGUUGGCCCAAAUGUAUACAUUCAUUUUACUUUCUAUCAUAUUAGAUCCCAA
Molecule: messenger RNA, 5417 nt
Organism: Schistocerca piceifrons (Central American locust)
Lineage: Eukaryota; Metazoa; Arthropoda; Insecta; Orthoptera; Acrididae
Product: lysoplasmalogenase-like protein TMEM86A
Exons: 7
Coding region: 130-918 (262 amino acids)
Cellular component (GO): membrane
Source: RefSeq, a predicted model, not a curated record